AUGAAGGCUGUAAUCGCAGCCAAAGGAGCAUUAACAAAGCACUAAGUAAAGGGUCUGAAUACUUAUGUAAAUGUGAUAUUUCAGUCAUUUCUUUCUAAUUACUUUGCAAAUAUUUCUAAACACCUGUUUUCGCUUAUUUAUUACAGGGUUUUGUGUGAUGAUUGAUGGUAAAAAAUAAUAAUUUAAUCCAAUUUUAUAAUAAGGCUGUAACGUAACAAAAUGUGGAAAAAGUGAAGGGGUCUGAAUACUUUCUGAAUGCACUAUAUUUGUGAGAUUGAGGGACAGACCUGCUUCACGUGGUCUGACAUGGAAUUUGAUGAAUUUUCUUCUCUUGCAGCAGCAGAAUGGGAGAUUUGUUGAAAGAGAAGCUCGAUCAGCUUCAGUGUCACUUCACGUGGAGCCCACAGAAGGAGACCAUUGACCUGGAUGAUAUGGUGUACAGAUUACAAGAUGCCAUAAUCUUUGCAGAUAAAUAUCAAGCCGCAUCCUACAACCAACUCGCUUUUGUAAACUGCCUGCAAGGCAACAGUGAGGAAGCUAUUCAAAACUUACAGGAAGCUGAAAAGAUUCUGAGGGAGAACCACAAAGAUGCAUUUGAAAGAAACAGCAUCAUCACCUAUGGAAACUAUGCCUGGGUGCAUUACCACAUGGGACAACUGGACAAGGCCCAGUCCUACCUCGACAAGCUGGAGAUGAUCUGUAAACCACUCACUGAUGGUCCUCGCUAUACAGCAAUGAUACCUGAAGUGUAUGGGGAGAAGGGAUGGUCAUUGUUGAGUUCUGCUGCUCCACACUAUGAGGAGGCUAUGGAAUGUUUUGAGAAAGCUCUGGAGGAAGAUCCCAAUAACACGGUGUGGAUCAUGGGCAAAGCAACUGUUCUGUCCCGUCUGGAAUCAUAUUCUGGAACCCCAGAGAGUCAUGAAUGUAGUCAGUCAGUGAAUUAUCUGCGGCGUGUACUGGAGCUAGAUCCAGAUGAUUCAAUGGCCAUGGUGCUGCUGGCCUCAAAAUUGCAAGGAUUCAGUAAAAGUGAAGAAGCAAAUAAAUUAGUUGAGCAAGCAUUGCAGAAGUCCAGUAAGGAUCCAUAUGUGCUUCGAUAUUCGGCAAAUUUUUACAGAGAGGAAGGAGCAGUGGAGAAAGCAAUCAAUCUAUUGAAGCAAGCGUUAGAAUUAAUUCCACACUCGUGCUUCUUACACCACCAAAUUGGAAUAUAUUAUAAAAUUGAACUGAACAAGCUUGGUGAUAGAAAUCCUCGCAGACCCGCAACUCAGCAGCAAACUGAGUUGAUCAGUCAAUGUAAAUAUCACUUUGGAAAAGCCUCUGAGUGCCGUCCAAGGUCAGCUAUUAGACCAAUGCUGGACUUAGCAGAUAUUUACAUAAUAGAUGGAGAGUAUUCUAAGGCAGAGGAGAUCUACAAUAAUCUGAUGAAAUUGGAGGACAACCGUCCAGAAAACAUACAGCAGAUAUGUUUACGGGCUGGGUCAUUUGAACUGUAUCAGAAAGGAUCGGAAUCAAGUGCCAUCAGCCUAUUUCUGAAAGGGGUGAAGAUUGAAUAUGAUUCAAAAGAUCGGAAAAAGUGUAAGAAAAAAUUGGAGAAGUGGGCAGAUAAAAAACUUUGCUAUGCUCCACAUGACAGCAAAGCUCUUGGUGUGAGAGGGUUACUGUAUCAGCUGGAUGGGAACAAGUCCAAGGCUAUUGAAUACUUUGAAAAUGCCUUGGAGAUAGAUCAUGAGAAUGAAGAAUAUCUGAAUGCUCUUUCAGAAUUGCGUCAUAGUCAUUGAGCACCACAAGGAUGCUUAUAAUAUGCACCGAUUUCAUCUGAUCUAAGGAUAGUCAAGUCAACUUUAUUUCUAUAGCACACUUAAAAACAACUCUCGUUGACCAAAGUGCUUUACAGCAGUGCAGGUACUAAUGUGCUACAUACAGUGGUACAUAGAUCUAAAAAUACCUACAUAAAUACAUAUGUACAGCGC
Leucoraja erinaceus (little skate) is the source of this 1970-nucleotide messenger RNA. RefSeq names its product interferon-induced protein with tetratricopeptide repeats 5-like. Gene Ontology annotation, molecular function: protein binding. The record is from RefSeq and is a predicted model, not a curated record. Gene Ontology annotation, biological process: defense response to virus. The coding region runs from base 345 to 1778 and encodes 477 amino acids. Lineage: Eukaryota; Metazoa; Chordata; Chondrichthyes; Rajiformes; Rajidae. The transcript has a single exon. Gene Ontology annotation, cellular component: cytosol.